AUGGCUAGCAAAAAACUCGUUGUUUAUGGUGGAGCAGGCGCAUUGGGACGUGCUCUUGUUCAACAUUUUAAAUCCAAGGGAUACACUGUGAUUAAUGUUGACUUAGUCGAGAAUACAGAAGCUGAUUUUAACACACUAACCUCAACUACUGGAAGCUUAAAAGAACAAGGUGAAUCUAUUCAAAAUGCCAUCUCCCAAGUUCUUGGUGGUGAAAAGCUCUCUGCUAUUUUCUGUGUCGCUGGUGGCUGGGCUGGUGGAAAUGCUCAUAACAAAGACUUCUUGGCUUCUUCUGAGCUAAUGAUUCAGCAAAGUGUUUAUUCUUCAUUGAUCGCAGCACAGCUUGCAUCCAACCAUCUCCAACCUGGAGGAUUGCUCACAUUGACAGGCGCACUUGCGGCGUUAAGCCCAACUCCUGGCAUGAUUGGUUACGGUCUUGCUAAAUCUGCUGUCCACCAUCUCGUACAAGACUUGGCUCAACCCAACGGUGGUUUACCACAGGAUGCAAAGGUUGCUGGCAUCUUACCUGUUACCAUUGAUACACCUAUGAACAGAAAGUUUAUGCCAAAAGCUGAUUUUAGUACAUGGACUUCGCCAAGUGAUAUUGCAACCCAAUUGGAAGGUUAUCUUGAUGGAAGCAUUCCUCUCACAAACGGAAAACUUAUCAAGGUUGUCACCGAAAACAGCAAGACGACCUUUACUGAAGCUUAAUAAACAUUUACAUUUAUAUUUUGCUUCCAUGUACUAUUUAAUGUAUAUCC
Messenger RNA from Rhizopus microsporus ATCC 52813, 758 nucleotides. RefSeq names its product NAD(P)-binding protein. The transcript has 6 exons. Gene Ontology annotation, cellular component: cytoplasm. The record is from RefSeq and is a predicted model, not a curated record. The coding region runs from base 1 to 708 and encodes 235 amino acids. Gene Ontology annotation, biological process: tetrahydrobiopterin biosynthetic process; L-phenylalanine catabolic process. Lineage: Eukaryota; Fungi; Mucoromycota; Mucoromycetes; Mucorales; Rhizopodaceae. Gene Ontology annotation, molecular function: NADH binding; 6,7-dihydropteridine reductase activity; NADPH binding.